Molecule: messenger RNA, 768 nt
Organism: Hemiscyllium ocellatum (epaulette shark)
Lineage: Eukaryota; Metazoa; Chordata; Chondrichthyes; Orectolobiformes; Hemiscylliidae
Product: regulator of G-protein signaling 9-binding protein-like
Exons: 1
Coding region: 1-768 (255 amino acids)
Biological process (GO): G protein-coupled receptor signaling pathway
Cellular component (GO): neuron projection
Source: RefSeq, a predicted model, not a curated record
AUGCCGAUCCAAAGCAGCAAGGUGGCAGAUGAGGGCACUGCGAACUCAGCCAGGGACAGGGAGGAGUGCAGGGCGCUGGUGGACUCGCUCAGCAAAGUGACCGGCUGCUACAGGCACCUGGCCACCGGGCUCGGGGGCUCGGCGGACUGCAGCAACCUGAGGGACGAGCUGAGGUUAACCCGGGAGAAGAGCCAGGAGGUGGCCGGGCUCCUCCGGAACAAACUGACGGCGGUGCUCCGGGACAAGGCGCUGGGCAAGGAGGAGCGAGCCGAGAUGGAGCGCCUCUGGGUCAUCUUCUCCUCCAACCUGGAGAGCUUUCAGAUGGACAUGUGCAAGGUGUUGGAGCUGGGCCAGGGCUUCCCCCUGUCGGGCAGCGAGAAGCCCCUGAUCCAGACCGGGGUGUCCGGGGGAACCUCCGGGGUGGCAGCCCGGGCUCUGAGCGUCCAGAAUCUAGCCCAGGACACCGCGCUGAAUGUGGAGAGGCUGGAGCUGCAGGAGCUGCAGGAGCACAUCGACAAGGUGGACGAGAUGAUGGAGAACAUGGAGAUGAAAGUCAACGUGCUGAGGUGGACGGUGGAAGCAAAGGGAGACGCGUACCACUCGGUGCUGAGCACAGACGCCUCCUCGAUGGCCCUGCUGUCAGAGGAGGGGGAGACGCGGCGCCACGGCCGGUGUUGUGACCGUGAGAAGUGUCUUAUGUCGGUGCUGUUCUGCACAGUGGCUCUGAUAGCUGUGGGCUUGUCAGUGUGUGUGGUGAACCUUUCAUGA